This is a messenger RNA of Penicillium vulpinum, 1596 nucleotides long. RefSeq names its product putative serine carboxypeptidase (gene cp9). Gene Ontology annotation, molecular function: serine-type carboxypeptidase activity. The record is from RefSeq and is a predicted model, not a curated record. NCBI's taxonomy places the organism in Eukaryota, Fungi, Ascomycota, Eurotiomycetes, Eurotiales, Aspergillaceae. Gene Ontology annotation, cellular component: trans-Golgi network. The coding region runs from base 1 to 1596 and encodes 531 amino acids. The transcript has 2 exons. Gene Ontology annotation, biological process: proteolysis; apoptotic process.
AUGAAUCUCUCUGCAUUGUUCUACUUCUUUAAUGUCCUAUGGGCAGUUCCUGGCUUUGUCCUUUCACGAGGAAUUGGUUCAUACAAUACUUCCCGGUUUGAAGUACAUACUCUGCCAGGCAUUUCGGACCUACCACCCAGCUGGGCUGGUCGCCUUCCUGUUCCGGGGACAGAGGAUGGAAACGAGAUAUUCUUCUGGCUAUUCCAAUCAGAGCAGCCGGCUUAUGAUGACAAUUUAAUCAUCUGGUUUAAUGGCGGCCCUGGCUGCUCAUCCUUAAUAGGUCUGACGACCGGUAAUGGGCCCAUUUCGUUUGAUGGCAACUCAACUCGAUUAAUCCGCAAUCCUCACUCAUGGACGAAGCUGGGCAAUGUGCUUUACGUUGAUCAGCCCGUCGGUACUGGCUUCAGCACAGCCAGCUUCCCCUACCCGGUUAGGGACAAUGUCCGGGUAACGACGGACUUUACGCAGUGGCUGCGUGGCUUCUUCGAAUAUUUCCCGCACUUGCAGUCAAAGCAGAUCCAUUUGAUAGGCGAGUCAUAUGCAGGCAUCUACAUACCGUACUUUGCAUCGGAGCUUCUCGAGGGCAACAAUUCACUACCUCUCAACGUGCGUUCGAUGUCUCUAGGUGAUGGAUCUUGGGGAAAUGGAGCAGCCAUGGCGUCCGUUACAAUGGGAAAAUAUCUCAGGUCACAGCUGAGCCUCCUCCAAAUCCCCGAAGAUGUCCUGUCUGUCUUUAGCGAAGCAGACGAAACCUGCGGAUUCAAUGACGUGCUAGCAAAAUCCGCCAUAUAUCCUCCCCAGGCUAAAAUUCACAUCCCUGGAAACCCAGAGUACUUCAACCUCCGCCGCCGAGACUUGUCAGAUGCUGCCAACUCCGCAUGCAACAUCUCUCCCACAACCCCCGAAGCAGUCCACUCCUCAAUCUUCAACUCAACCUGCUACGGCCCCUGCGCUGCCUUCUCUACAGCAAGUGACUACCUAACAGCCAUCUCCACCAACCGCACAACCCGCGGCUGCUUCGAUAUCUACGACAUCUCUCACGACUGCAGCACAGUUUCACCGCUGUCACUUAUGCCAGAGUACUUCGGCCGCACGGACGUGCAGGCCGCGCUCCACGUCGAGAACAGCGGACUCUACAGCGCCUGCAACUCCACAAUCCUAAACACUCUCCUUUCAGUGCCCUCUCCCGUGCCGCCGGAGUACUUUAUCCUCCCGUCUCUGGUUACCAAGCACAAUAUCUCGCUCCAUAUCUAUUCGGGCGAGUGGGAUAUGCUGAUCAACCACUUUGGCGCGGAACUGUCGCUGCAGAAUAUGACGUGGCGCGGUGCACAAGGCUUCGCGCAGAAGCCGAAAAACGCAUUCUUUGCUGAUGAUGCUGCGCCCUCAGCGACCAAACAACCCCUGUUAAAACAUACGCCGGCGGCUAGAACGCUCUCGACUGCCACACCUACUGCUGCUGUUGCGGGUAGGUGGGCUAUGGAACGUGGUGUGUCGUAUCAUUUAUUCCGUGGGGCUGGGCACAGUGUCUUUGUGAACAAGCCGCGCGAGAUGUUUUCCUUUGUGAGGUAUGUGGUUGUUGCUCCGAGGGCUCGUUGA